GUGCCGCUUCGAGGUCCACUAUGACACUCGCGUGUUGCGCUUGCUCGUGUUGUGGUGCUUUAUGAUGGUACGGCAUGAAAGUGCAAGAUAUGCGGACGUUCCGUGAGCGACGCCCUGCUACUAUCACCACCGCCACAAGUGGGCGGAGAGACGGGACGCUUUCUCGGCUGCUCAGCUAGGGUGGAGUCGCAGGUGGCACGUGACGGAGGCGGCAGGAGCAGGGAGUGGUAAUGGAGUUGGUAAUACUGAAAGCGCGAGCCCAACUGAAUCGUCUCGUGUUGGAGCGGCGGAGCAAAGAGCGCUCGGGGCGCGCGGGCGGCGGCGGUGGCGCGCGGGCGGCGGGGCGCGAGCGCGGCAUGGCGCCCGCCCGCGCCGCGCCGGCGACCGCCGCGCCCUGGCUCAACGCCACGCUAGCCUUCAACCUCUCCCGCAUCAACUCCACCUUCGACACCGACUACGAGCUGCUCAACGCCAGCUCCAGCGACGAGCACGACAACCACUGGUUCUGCGCCAAGUGGACUAGCGCGCAGCAGGAUCUCUUUCAGGCUGCAAAUCUUUGCUUCGCAAUAGCAUUUCUGGCACCCAAGAGUUUCAAGCAGAGCAUUUUGGUGCUGCGAGCGCUAAUCGCGGCGGGCGCCGUACUCAUGGGCAUGUGGGCGGGCGCCGAGGUCUGCGCGCCCGACGUCCUAGCGUGGAGCCUCGCACUUGUUCUAGUCAACUCUAUACACACUGUUUUCUUAAUUAUAAGGUUUCUUCCACCGGCGUUGUCAUUAGAGCUGACAGAUUUGUACCUGAAACUAUUCAAGCCUCUGAAAGUGAAUAAGAAGCACUUUCAGGAGUUAACACGAGAAGCGAGGGUCAUCCGACUUGAGCCGGGCGAGGCGUAUGCGGUCGAAGAAGUGACGCCAGCGGACGAAAGAUUAUCCAUAAUAUUAAAGGGAAAGAUGCGAGUGAGUUGUGAUGAAACGCUUCUUCAUUAUAUACAGCCUUACCAGUUCGUUGACUCGCCGGAGUGGGAAGCGAACCGCGAACAGUCAGACGACGUCUUCCAGGUGACAGUGAUCGCGGAGGAGGUGUGCACGUGCGUCUGCUGGCCGCGCAUGCGCCUCGAGCGCGUGCUGCGACACCGCCCUGCGCUCAAGGUCGUGCUCGACUGUCUCAUAGGUAAAGAUAUAACGCAUAAGCUGUAUGCAGUUAGUGAAGGACUGGGCGCGGGCGUCAGCGGCGAGAACGAAGGUCCGCCGGCGCACCUCACGCGCUCUGCGAGCGUCGACGCAGUGCACGAAGGCGCGCGCGGCCGUCUGCGCAGCGCAGCGUGGCGUGCUAAGUCUUCUACUUCUGGCCGAGGUAGUUCGUACUGGCAACCAAUGGUGGCACGGCAGUUCCUCAGACAGUCGCCGUUCGGGCGCGGCGUGGUGCCGCCGCCGCGGCUGCUGACGCAGACGUCGUCGGCGAGCCUGCAGCCGCCGGCGCCGCGCCGCAGCCCGCCGCGCCGCGCGACGUCGUGCCGCCGCAGCCGCGAGGUGAAGUUCGCGGAGGUGGCCACCGCGGCGGAGCCGGCCGUGUGACGCGGGCCGCGGCCCCAGCCCGAGCUGGUGCCGCUGGUCGCGCCCUUCUGCGUCCCCGCCGCCGCGCCGCACAUCCCCUGACCGGACACUGAGCGAACGAUGACGCCCCACACAACUGACUUUUAGUGUACGCAUAGUUUAACCGUUUUGAUUUCUUAUGAAACAAGGUGCAUAUAGUACGAUCUGCAAAAAGUAUCGAUACUUGAGCCUCGAUCAAGUGUCAUCAGUUUCGUCACGAUAACGAUGCAUUCUUUUACUCGAUGUUUUUGAGUUGUAAACAUUCAUGGAUUUUUCUCUUAAAAUCGUUAAGAGCUUUUUUUACAGACAUGUUUAAUAGGAAUAGAAUAAGUUCUUAAUUACAUACCUACGUAGAAAAUAAUUAUGGUAUAGACACUGUUGUUUUAUGCGGAUCCCAAACUAGCUAUCCGGAAUCAAUCAAAUACCUAAUUAUUUUACUACCGAAAUUAAUUUCGCAAGUAUUAAGUUAAAAGUGCUAUCUAUAUUUUAUAGAAAAAAACGAGCUUCCCAUAUUAAGUGUAUGCGUUCAGUGAAUAGUUUCGUUCGCUCGAAAGAAAAUGUGUUAAACACUAAAGUGCUCACAGCUGAGAUGUGACAAAAAUGACAAGUGAAAAAUAGUGAUAGUUACCUACAAGUGGACUGUUAAAUGACAGUGUUAAAUUAAUUACUGUGUGAGAAGUAGACUUAUCUAGUUAGAACUACUUAAAUGUAUUUUUAAUAUAGUAUUUUAUUUUGCAACAAUAUCGCUCAACGCUUUUAUUUUGUUACACUGUAUAAUGUAUAUGGAUACUUAUUCGCUGUAGAAAGUGACUGAUGACGAUUCGCAAAGUAGACCAAUUUAGUUUGCAAAGAAAUAGAAGAGAAUCUAUAGGCAACAGAGAGGGGAAUGGAAGAGGUUUUAUUUUGUUUCUGAUUACCACAGUUUAUUGACAAUGGUCUUUUUCUUUCGAUGAAUUGAAAUAUCAGUAAUUCUGAUCUUAACUUAUCUAGAGCAAAACGUAUAGUUAUGCUUAAGUUCGUCUGAUAUCAGAUUUUUUACUGCAUUUUCAAUAAAUGUAAUCAAACCCACAUUACAUUAUUACGAGUACAUCAAGGUUGGUUCAGGAGCACAAAUAUGCUCACACAAGCCAAGACAAAUCUUUAAAAAUUAUAAAUCUUUAUUUGAUAUUGCAAAAAAUAUAUCCGUAGAUGUUGAAACCUGCAAUGCUUUUUCUGUGUAAAAUCUCGACGUACUGCUUACAACGAAAAACGUCUAAUAUUAAAAACUUUUCAAUUCUAUAUACCUAAUGGUAGGAAAAUAAUAAUAAAAUCAGACUGAACUGUUUUGUAAGUAUCUAAGAAAUAAAAAACAGUCAUUAAAUAGUAAGUACAUAAAUGUUGAUAAUGGGCAUGUACCUAAUAAUAUUUUUCUGGAUGUUAUAUUAGAUAGCCCUUUUUCAUAAAGAUCAUCAUAUUUAAGAUAUUAAUUACUAUCCAUAAUCGACAGAAUCGAUCUUUAUGAAACAAUUUAAAAGUGCAUACUAGUUAAGUAUCCUGAAAUUUAAGAAACAUAAAAUAUAGUUAAGUUACCCAAAAUGAUACGGGUUUCAAAGAUAUAACGAGAGAAGCAUUACUGUUUACAAAUUUUAACCUAUUAUCAGAAAUGCACAUUUUAAGAAAUAUUUCACAUUCAUAUUACAACUAUCUGCUUUUAAUGUUCACCCUACACAUUAUCAUAAACGAGAAUCAGGCAGUUUACUUUUAAGGGCAUCAUUUCGAACCAAUGGUUAAUUAUUUUGACGGUUCAAAUACACUUUUGAAAGUUUAUUGGAAUCAAAAUAUAUUCUAUUCUAAAUGC
This is a messenger RNA of Maniola jurtina (meadow brown), 3423 nucleotides long. RefSeq names its product blood vessel epicardial substance-like. NCBI's taxonomy places the organism in Eukaryota, Metazoa, Arthropoda, Insecta, Lepidoptera, Nymphalidae. The transcript has 8 exons. Gene Ontology annotation, cellular component: sarcolemma. The record is from RefSeq and is a predicted model, not a curated record. The coding region runs from base 231 to 1568 and encodes 445 amino acids. Gene Ontology annotation, molecular function: cAMP binding.